Messenger RNA from Syzygium oleosum, 1270 nucleotides. RefSeq names its product acid phosphatase 1-like. Lineage: Eukaryota; Viridiplantae; Streptophyta; Magnoliopsida; Myrtales; Myrtaceae. The coding region runs from base 283 to 1131 and encodes 282 amino acids. The record is from RefSeq and is a predicted model, not a curated record. Gene Ontology annotation, molecular function: acid phosphatase activity. The transcript has 4 exons.
GAGAAUACUUGGCCGAUAUGUCAACCACGGGAAUCACAAUUGCAGCUUCUUCACUGUUUCCGCGAAAGGGCCGUCGUUUAAAACUUGCCCGUUGUCGAAGACUUUAGUCCUUGCGUCAUCCACGGACGAACGCAGCUUACAUCAUCAUGGCUUUGUUAUAUAUGAACCCUCUUUGGCUAAGACGCACAGACCCCCCCUUCGCCAUUUCAAAUACCCCCCCCAUUCUGUCAUUUCACAUUCUCAGCUAACAUCUCUCUCGGUCUCGCUCCCGUGCACGCACACAUGUUCAUCGGUCUCUCUUCCAGGCUGAGAUCCAGGUUUCCGAUCCUCGAUCAAACUCACAUGAUAAGAGCCAUGGCGCAUCGGAUACAGGAGCUACUAGUCCUAGUGGUCUUGGCCAUCUUUCCCAGAGCAACAUUCAGCAAGCUGAGCUGCCACUUGAGGGCGAGCGACGCGCCACUGGCAGCAGAAGGCGGCAAUGGCUACUGCUUGAGCUGGAGGCUCGCGGUGGAGGCGAACAAUUUGCGCGCCUGGCGCACAGUCCCUCCCCAGUGCCAGCGGCAUGUCGAGUCCUACAUGACCGGGGGGCAGUACGACCGGGACCUCAACCUGAUCGUCGACCAGGUCAUGGCUUAUGCCGAUGGGAUUGAUGUGUCUGACGACGGCAUGGACGCUUGGAUCUUGGACAUUGAUGAUACAUGCAUUUCCAACAUGCUUUACUACAAGGGAAAGAGAUAUGGAUGCGACCCGUUCGAUGCGGCGACGUUUAAGGCUUGGGCGAUGCGAGGAGAGUGCCCGGCAGUACCGGCGGUGCUGGGGCUGUUCCAGAGGCUGGUUGAUGAUGGAUUCAAGGUCAUCUUGCUCACGGGCAGAGACCAAGAGACUUUUGGAGCUGCCACUGUUAACAAUUUGCUUUAUCAGGGAUUCGAUGGCUAUGAACGUCUGAUCAUGAGGACGCAGGCUUAUAAAGGGCAAAGUGCAAUAACAUACAAAUCAGACAUAAGGAGGCAAUUAGCGGAAGAAGGGUACAGAAUCUGGGGGAAUGUCGGGGAUCAAUGGAGUGAUCUUCAGGGUCAAUUCGUGGGCAACCGAACAUUUAAGAUUCCCAAUCCCAUGUACUUUGUCCCUUGACAACAUUACAAAUCGAUUCCCAUAAUUUUCUGUAUUUUAAUGUUGAAAAAAAAAAGACAAUUGUAAAUCGACCAAUUGUAUUUUUGAAUGUCAAUGAGAAAAAAAAUUGGGAAAAGGAAAUAAGAUUGCAAAAAGUUAA